Molecule: messenger RNA, 1003 nt
Organism: Hippopotamus amphibius kiboko
Lineage: Eukaryota; Metazoa; Chordata; Mammalia; Artiodactyla; Hippopotamidae
Gene: CD80
Product: CD80 molecule
Exons: 5
Coding region: 1-891 (296 amino acids)
Biological process (GO): cell surface receptor signaling pathway; positive regulation of T cell proliferation; immune response
Cellular component (GO): external side of plasma membrane
Molecular function (GO): coreceptor activity
Source: RefSeq, a predicted model, not a curated record
AUGGGUCACACACCGAAGAGGGGAACACUACCACCCAAGCGCCCAUACCUCAGGCUCUUUCAGCUCUUGGUGCUGGCUGGUCUUUUUUACUUCUGCUCAGGCAUCGCCCAGGUGACCAAAACAGUGAAAGAAGCAGCCAUGCUAUCCUGUGAUUACAACAUAUCUACUGAAGAACUGACGAGAGUUCGUAUCUACUGGCAAAAGGAUAAUGAAAUGGUGCUGGCUGUCAUGUCUGGGAAAGUGAAGGUGUGGCCCAAGUAUGAGAACCGCACCAUCACAGACGUCACCAAUAACCUCUGCAUUGUGAUCCUGGCUCUGCGCCUGUCGGACAACGGCACCUACACCUGUGUUAUUCAGAAGCCCGAGAAAGGGUCGUACAAACUGAAGCACCUGACUUCGGUGAAGUUGAUGGUCAGAGCUGACUUCCCUGUCCCGAGUAUAACAGAUGUUGGAAAUCCAUCUCCUGACAUCAGAAGGAUAACUUGCUCAACCUCUGGAGGUUUUCCAAAGCCUCACCUCUCCUGGUUGGAAAAUGGAGAAGAAUUGAAUGCUACCAACACAACACUUUCCCAAGAUCCUGAAACGGAGCUCUACACAAUUAGCAGUGAACUGGACUUCAACACGACAAGCAACCACAGCUUCGUGUGUCUUGUCAAGUAUGGAGGCUUGACAGUGUCACAGACCUUCAACUGGCAAAAAUCAGCCACACUACCCCCUCCUGCUAAUCAGCUCCUGCCCUGGGCCACUAUUAUCCCAGCCUCAGCAUGUGGGAUUUUUGCCGUCAUUGCAGUAACACUAAUAUGCCUGUGCUGCAGACAUGCUUCCAGAUGGAGAGAGAGAAGGAGGACUAGGGAGAGCACGGAAAUGAAUGGAGUGUCCCUAUCUACAUAGGAUCUGUGGAAGGACUGGGCUGACCAGAACACGUGCAGGUAUCUUCUCUACCAGCGUGGGAUGUGUGAGAUCUUGUGGCUCGUGAACACAGGGUUUUCUUCCUCUCAGUACC